AUGCCUCUAAAAAAGAAAAGUAUUGGCGAUCUUAAGGAGUCUGAUUUACGAGGGAAGAAAGCACUUGUUAGAGUUGAUUUAGAUGUUCCAUUGGAUGGUAAUUUGAACAUCACUGAUGAUACUAAGGUUAAAGCUGCCGUUCCUACCAUUCAAUACUUAAUACGUCACGGAGCGAAAGUUAUUCUCUGUAGCCAUCUUGGACACCCAGAGGGUGUUAUUACGCCUAAAUACAGCUUGAAGCCUCUUGCGCCUAGAUUGAGUGAGCUAAUUCAGACAAAAGUUGGGAUGUCCAAUGAUUGUAUCGGGGAGGAAGUUGAGAAAUUGGUUGCAGAAAUUCCUGAUGGAGGUGUUCUACUCCUCGAAAAUGUGAGAUUCUAUAAAGAAGAAGAAAAAAAUGACCUUGAGUUUGCAAAGAAGCUAGCGUCUCUUGCUGACCUCUAUGUAAAUGAUGCGUUUCGAACUUCUCACCGACCUCAUGCUUCGAUAAAGAAAGUCACCAAGUUCUUAUUGCCGUGUGUUGCUGGGUUUCUUAUGCAGAAGGAACUCGAGUAUCUUGUUGGAGCUUUCUCAAGUCCAAAACUUGACUAUCUUACUGAAGCUAUACGAGUUAUCAAGUCUUUGUUGGGGAAAGUCGAUUCCCUCAUUAUUGGUGGAGGGAUGGCCUUCACAUUUCUCAAGGCCCUUAACCAUUCUGUUGGAAUAUCUCUUGUGGAGGAAGACAAGCUGGACAUUGCAAAAUCACUUGUUUAUAGGGCCAUAGCCAGGAGAGUGGGGUUUCUGUUACCAUGGGAUAUUGUAGUUGCUGAUAAAUUUUCUCCUGAUGCGAAUAGCAAGACAGUACCAGCAGCAAUUGGCAUCCCAGAAGGUUGGAUGGGACUGGAUGUUGGUUCACGGGCCAUUGAUAGAUAUAAUAAAUGUCUCGAUCAAGCUAAGACUGUCAUAUGGCAUGGAACAACCAUCGGAGUGCUUGGGAUGGAGAAGUUUGAUCUAGGAACAAAGGCAAUUGCUACCAAGUUGGCAGAGCUAAAUGGGAAGGGAGUAACAACCAUCAUUGGAGGUGAUGACGUAAUUGCAACUCUGGAGAAGCUAGGUCUGGUAGACAAGAUGAGCCACAUCUUGCUUAGAGGAGAUGCCUACAAGGAGCUUCUAGAAGGCAAAUCAAUACCUGGAAUUCAGGCUCUAAAUGAUAUAACUGCUUAUUAUAGUAGUUUUGCAAUUAGUAACAGGGAACUUAGUUGA
Molecule: messenger RNA, 1239 nt
Organism: Papaver somniferum (opium poppy)
Lineage: Eukaryota; Viridiplantae; Streptophyta; Magnoliopsida; Ranunculales; Papaveraceae
Product: phosphoglycerate kinase, cytosolic-like
Exons: 8
Coding region: 1-1239 (412 amino acids)
Biological process (GO): gluconeogenesis; glycolytic process
Cellular component (GO): cytosol
Molecular function (GO): ATP binding; ADP binding; phosphoglycerate kinase activity
Source: RefSeq, a predicted model, not a curated record